GGGUCUGCUGGGCGGGAUCGAGGAGGUCCCGGGGGAGGAUGGAGCAGUGAACGGGUCUGGGCGGCUGCCGGCAGCGCCAUGGAGACGGUGCAGCUUAGGAACCCGCCGCGCCGGCAGCUGAAAAAGUUGGAUGAAGAUAGUUUAACUAAACAACCAGAAGAAGUGUUUGAUGUCUUGGAGAAGCUUGGAGAAGGGUCCUAUGGCAGUGUGUACAAAGCUAUCCAUAAAGAGACCGGUCAAAUUGUUGCUAUUAAGCAAGUUCCUGUGGAAUCAGACCUGCAGGAGAUAAUCAAAGAAAUCUCUAUCAUGCAGCAAUGUGACAGCCCUCAUGUAGUCAAAUAUUAUGGCAGUUACUUUAAGAACACAGACUUGUGGAUUGUGAUGGAGUACUGUGGGGCUGGUUCUGUGUCUGAUAUCAUUCGAUUACGAAAUAAAACGUUAACAGAAGAUGAAAUAGCUACAAUAUUACAGUCAACACUUAAGGGACUGGAAUAUCUUCAUUUUAUGAGAAAAAUACACCGAGAUAUCAAAGCCGGAAAUAUUUUGCUCAAUACAGAAGGUCAUGCAAAACUUGCAGAUUUUGGGGUAGCAGGUCAACUUACAGAUACCAUGGCCAAGCGAAAUACAGUGAUAGGAACACCUUUUUGGAUGGCUCCAGAAGUGAUCCAGGAAAUUGGAUACAACUGUGUAGCAGACAUCUGGUCAUUGGGAAUAACAGCCAUAGAAAUGGCUGAAGGAAAGCCUCCAUAUGCUGAUAUCCAUCCAAUGAGGGCCAUCUUCAUGAUUCCUACCAACCCACCCCCCACAUUCCGAAAGCCGGAACUGUGGUCGGAUAGCUUCAUGGAUUUUGUGAAGCAGUGUCUGGUCAAGAGCCCUGAGCAGAGAGCCACAGCCACUCAACUCCUCCAGCACCCGUUUGUCAAGAGUGCCAAAGGAGUGUCCAUACUGCGGGACUUGAUCAACGAAGCCAUGGAUGUGAAGCUGAAACGCCAGGAAGCCCAGCAGCGGGAGGUGGACCAGGAUGAGGAUGAAAACUCGGAGGAGGAUGAGCUAGAUUCUGGCACGAUGGUCCGAGCGGCAGGGGAUGAGAUGGGCACCGUCCGCGUAGCCAGCAGCAUGAGUGACGGGGCCAAUACGAUGAUCGAGCACGAUGACACCUUGCCAUCCCAGCUGGGCACCAUGGUGAUCAACACGGAGGACGAGGAGGAGGAAGGCACGAUGAAAAGAAGGGAUGAGACCAUGCAGCCUGCCAGACCGUCGUUCCUUGAAUACUUUGAACAAAAAGAAAAGGAAAAUCAGAUCAACAGCUUCGGCAAGAGUGUCCCUGGCCCACUGCAGAACUCUUCAGACUGGAAAGUUCCCCAGGAUGGAGACUAUGAAUUCCUGAAGAGUUGGACGGUGGAAGACCUUCAGAAGAGGCUCCUGGCCCUGGACCCCAUGAUGGAGCAGGAGAUUGAGGAGAUCCGGCAGAAGUACCAGUCAAAGCGGCAGCCCAUCCUGGAUGCCAUUGAGGCUAAGAAGCGGCGGCAGCAGAACUUCUGAGGGUGGCCCGGCCCCAGGCCGCCAGUGAACUCCCGCUCGCCUCCCUCAUCUCUCCAGAGCCCCCUCUGUGAACUCAGGAAGCAAGAAAGUGCGCCAGCGGCCAGGGCUGCGAAGCCAGUCGGCACACCGCCCCGCCGUGUGUAUUUGAACUGGACAGGUAUAUAUCAUUUCCCAGGACUCAUGUGGGCGCUUUGAACCUCAGACUUUCCCACCCCAGAACCAGAGACUCCUCGUCGAGUGAGCGCUGGGAAAGUGUCACGCGGUCUCUUUGUUUUUCUUCUCCCAGUAGCUUUCAGUGGUUCUUUCUGGAAGACUUUUUUAAAAAAAUAUAUAAAUAUGCACAUAUAUAUAUAAAUUAUAACUAGAUUCCCCACGUGGUGUGGUGGCAUCUCUGUACAGGUACAGUUUUAAAACAGUUGCCUCUUUUCUGUAAGAUGACGGUACUGUGGAACAUGAGGGCAGAGGACACUGGGAGGCUGCGGGGGGCCCUCCACCCCCUGGAGCCGGCCUCACCCUCUAGCUGGGCUGUGCUGACAGAUGAGAUCGGGCUCAGUUCCUUCGCCACGCUUUCAGCCUUACGCGGGCCACCCCUGGCUUCCAGAGCUAUUGGUGGUGUCCUGGGAAAGACAAUUUGCAUUGGGUUUCUGAGUCCCAGGAGAAGCCUGGCGUCCUCCUUGCAAGCUUGGCCUUUGCAGUUUCAACACCCUUCAUCCACCUCUGCUCUCCCAACUGCCUAGAGUCACAGCACAGACACUGCCCAGUGCCUUAAGAGGAGACGUGAUCCAAGCGAGGGCACAGGCCUACCCAGAACUCCCGGCAAAGUGGGGCUGCAUUCAGUCCACGAAAGGGGAAAAGGCUUUCCAAGUUCUCGUCAUUCACGUGAAGAUGACACCCGUGGCAUUUUGCUCCAUGUUCCUUACAGACAGGGGAAGGGGCAUUGCUUUUGUGACCCACAUUCAAACAUGUGACUGUUUCCUUUUUUCAUUUUACUGCUUGGGGUCUGGAAAGGGUAAAUGAAUAUCAGACUUAAGAUUUGUCCUCCAGGAGACUCAACCCAGAUGUGUAGGAUGCCGAAGCUGGAAGGGACCAUAUAGACAUCAUCUGGGCUGAUGGUGGCCCAGAGCAGGGAAGUGACAUGGCCCAAAUCACAAAGCAAAUGAAAGGAAGUGCUGGGACUGGAUGGUGGGGCCCCUCACUCCUGCUUCACUGGGCCAAGCAGCCCCUUCUCUGAAGGAAGGCGCUCGUGUGCAUUUUGGUAAAGUUCCAGGGAACCCUGCUAAUGGGAACUUGCCCGGCUUUUCUCUUCAGUAGGCAACUGGCUGUGAAGAGAGUCCCCUGGGGAGCCAAGAUCAUUCCAUUUCAGCCAUCCCACAAGCUCUGCGGCAUCUGCCGGGUAGCACACGAGCAUCACACAGGCAGACGCAGAGCCUAAAGCAGGUCAGAGGGUUUUGCAACAGACAGCGUCGAGCCAUCCCUCUGCGGCUUUGGCUCUAGGCCACGUGUCACUUAGUCACAUGGCUGAGAGCAGACAGUUGGGAAAGGCAACUGCCUUUUUAUUUUUUAGAAUCUCUUCCCCUCAGAUAGGGAGCCGUGACUGGGUUGCACCUAAGGUUACUGUAAUUUGACCCCAUAAUUGCUCUUGCUGCCCAAACCUGGGAAUCAGUGGCAAGUCAGGGAUGUUCCUUUUUGGCCAGAUUCUGUUCUUUGCAAUGACAGCAAGCUAUUGAAAAUGCAAGAGGCCAUUGUUGGUCUGCAGGGCUUGGCCAGUUACACAGCUGCUUGGCAGAUACAGAGAACAGAGGACAAUUUGAGAAUCCUGCUAUAAUAAUAAAGGGCAGCUAGCAAUCAUGACCCCUUACUAUAUGCCAGGCACUGAGCUAGGUAGGUAGGCUCUCUAUGUCAGCUCCAACCUUCCCAGUAACUCUGUGAAUUAAGUAUUUCAUCUUCAUUUCACAGCAGAUGAAGCAAGUUCAGAGAGGAAAAAAGUUCUUUCCCUAGGUCAUACAGCUAGUAAGUGGUAAAGUCAGGAUUCACAGCACCACUAUGUGGGACCAGUAUUUACAGGGAAAAGGAAAGCCACAAGUCGUCUUUUUAAAAUUUUAUUUUAUUCACAUAUAGUUGAUUUACAGUGUUUUGUUAGCUUCUGCUGUAUAGUAAAGUGACUCAGUUAUACAUCCUUUUUCGUAUUCUUUCCUAUUAUAUUUUGUCACAAUAUUGAAUAUAGUUCCCUGUGCUAUACAGUGAGACCUUGUUGUUUAUCCAACAAGCCUUCUUAAAAAUGAAGUGACCACUUUUCUUGCACAGACUAAAAAAUCCUAGCUGGCAUUCUUAGGUUGGGAAACCACUGAAUCAGUCAAGUCUGACAGUCAAGUGAGUUAAAAAAGUGUGAAACAUGAAUUUCCCUAUCUCUAUCUGCUGUGCUGAUUAACCGUCCUGCCCCAGUUUCCCUCCCUCCCUCUCUUUUUUUUUUUAAAAGGAUUUUGCACUUGGCCAGACAGGAGGGGAAUGCCCAUUUUCUCCCUUCCUAAGCUAGAUCCAAGUAAAAGAAGGUUCAGUUUUUCCCCAUAAAUAUUCUUGGGUGAUGAGUCUUGAUCUGAAGUUUAUUUUGUUUCAGCUCCUUGUGUGUAUCCAACAUGCUGGUCCAACAAAGUACAUUGCUCUCCAGUUGAGCUAGACAAAGCCCUUUGGCCAGAAGUCAAUUUAUUUUGGAUGAGAUAGAUUUUCUGACAAGGUGUGUUUGUUUUCUUAUGCCAGGAAGGCAGAGAAGUCAAUCCUAGUCAUUUUUCUCCUUGGAUACUAAAUUCACGAUAGGUCAGCUGGCUUCCUGUAGAGCCCUGAGCUUCAAUCAUUUGUGAUUCCAGCUUCCAUGGGACACUGGGCCUCUCACUUGUUCUCCCCUAAUAAACAAUGACCCAGACCUAACUGUGUCUUUUAAAAAUCUCAGAUCCUCCAGGAAUAUCUUUAUUGCUUCCUCAUCAGUAAUUUUGCAGCAAGUUUCUAUUUUUUAUUUUUCCUUGUCUCUUCUCCCAGCCACCAGCUGAUUGAUAGACAGAUGGACCGGUGGAUAAAUGUUUAGUGUGAUGGAUAAAUAGAUAGAUAUAGACAGACAGAACCAGUACUCUGAAGCAACUUAAGAACUAUGGCCUUGAUUCCUUGAGGCUGUAGGUUCUGAUCCAAGAAACAUUUAUUUAGCACCUACUGCCAGAAAUUUAUUAUACCAUUUCAAACUCAAUAGCACUUACUGGUAUCAGGAAUGAGAGGUGACAUCAGUAUAGACCCUACAGAUAUUAAAAGGCUAAUAACAACUUAAAUAAAACAGACAAGUUCCCUGAAAGAUACAAAGUACCAAAUCUCACUCACGAAGAAGGAGAUAAUCUGAACAGCCCAACAUCUACUAAAACUUAAUAUCUCUGAGAGAUACAGGUAUCUUUGUCCUCAUUUUACGGGAAAGGAAACUGAGGCUCUGAGAGGUAAAGUCUGUUGCUCAAAGUCAGGUAACUAGAAUACAGCAGAGCCAGAGUUCAUAUCCAGGUCUUUUCUUCCAGUGCCCUUUCUAGCAUACCAUGUUGCCUCUAAAGACUGUAGCUCCUUUUUUUUUACCUGAAAAUUGUUCCUGCCCAGUGCACAUCCUAUCACCCCAUCCUUUCUUAAGCACUGUGUCUGUGUUUUCAUCAGGAUUUCAUCAGGAUUAUAGUCGUUGUAUUUGGAAUUGAUGUACUUUUUUUGUGUUUGGGAGGGGGGAGAAAAUCUCUUCCACCAGCUUGCACUCGGACCAACUUGGGGAAAAAAAAAAAAGCUUAAAUGCUGUUGCAGACGUACAACUUAAAAAUGUGAAGUUUGUAGCUUUAACUUUUUGUAACAAAAACUAAUAACACUGGCUUAAGUGCUGACUUGAAAUGCUAUUUUAUAAAGUUUGGAUGUAAAUAAUCAAUUGAGGUCAGCAGUUUGUAUAUGUAUGAGACAUAGCUUCCUCCACUGCCCUUUUUUUAAAAAAAAAAUUGAGAUGCUUCCUAUGUGCUUUUAUGUUAGAAUUGUUCUCCCUCCUUCCUCCACUUUGUCACCUUUGUUUUAAAUAAACUGUUCUUUGGACCAGA
This is a messenger RNA of Cervus elaphus (red deer), 5636 nucleotides long. It is a transcript of the gene STK4, whose product is annotated as serine/threonine kinase 4. Gene Ontology annotation, cellular component: cytoplasm. The transcript is spliced from 11 exons. Gene Ontology annotation, biological process: protein tetramerization; intracellular signal transduction; protein phosphorylation. Lineage: Eukaryota; Metazoa; Chordata; Mammalia; Artiodactyla; Cervidae. Gene Ontology annotation, molecular function: ATP binding; protein serine/threonine kinase activity. The record is from RefSeq and is a predicted model, not a curated record. The coding region runs from base 79 to 1542 and encodes 487 amino acids.